AUUUUUCAAAAGUUGCUUAUACUGCAAAAUUUAUUGCUAAAAAAAUAAUAGAAGUAUUAAAGAGAAUUAGACCAGAAAAAUUUACAGCAACAGUUUCUAAUACCAAAUUAUUAAUGAUAGUUUUAGAACAAAGCUUCAAAUUUUUAUCUGUAUAG
Messenger RNA from Dentiscutata heterogama, 155 nucleotides. The record is from the annotation of a GenBank genome assembly. Lineage: Eukaryota; Fungi; Glomeromycota; Glomeromycetes; Diversisporales; Gigasporaceae.